AUCUUACCAAUCAACUUAAACAGGUCCACAGCGAAGCCAAGUUUCAUCGGGAUCAAGUUGUGACUUUGGAAAAGAAAAUUAAACAGCUAGAGUCUGAUAGGACGGAAAGCCUUGAACGAAACGCAACUCUUGAACAACAAGUUGAACAACUUCAAAAAGAUCUUGAAACAUUGGCUGAAGAAUUUUCACAGACUGUAGCCAAAUUUGAAGAUACAAAUACGUUAUCAAAACAGCAAAAGCAACGAAUAAUUGAAUUGGAAACUGCUCUUGCAGAGACCCAGAAAGUCGCUUCCACAACUGAUAGGAGUUCUGUACGUGGUUCUGGAUCUACCAAUCCAGCUCUUGCUGAACUUGCUUCUGCAAAUGAAAAUUUACGACAGAUCAAUGAUGGCCUCAAUAUUAAGAUCUCCAAAGCGGAAGAACGUGUCUCGGAAGUAAAUGCCAAAAUCAACUUAUUGGAAGAAGAAUUGGCUCAAUUGAGAUCAGGAAUAACUAAUAUCAAUGAAGAAUCUGUUGAGAAUCUAAAAUUAAAAAUUCAAGAACUUCAAUCCGAUAAGGAUCUACUAGAACAAGCAAAUGAAGCUGCAUUUGAAGAACGUGGUAAACUUGAUCAUAAGAUCGAAUCAUUAAUGCAACAAUUACGUUCUGUUGGUGGAAACAAAGCUGCUCAACAUAUAUCGCGAUUAAAUGAACAAAUUGCUAAACUCGAAAAGGAGCAUGCUCAGUUAAAACAAGACUCUUUGGAUGAAAUUAGAGAUAUGGAAAAAGAGAUUGCGCACUUGAUAGAACAUAAUAAUCGUUUAGAACAAGAGAUCAGAGAGAUGGGUGGUAAUAUUCCAAAUAUUGACAGAGUUAGUCAUGCUAUGCCGGCUGUAAGGCGUCCUAGUAGAGAUGGCCUUACCAUGCAAAAUAAAAUCAGUCGUCAAGAUGACACGAUCAUACAGCAAAACAUGCUAAUCAAGACUCUUCAAGAAAAGAUUACAGAACUUGAAAAUCGAUCUUAUGAUGAUCGAAGUUCAUUUGUUGGACCAGAUUUGGAUGCCGUUGGUGGCACACGUCUGUCAACAACGUCGUCAUCAUCUAAUUCAUCGGAUGCCAAUAACAAGAAAGGUUCACGACAUCCAAGCCUUACUAAACCACCACCAGUGCCACCACCAAAUCAACCUUUACCGCCAAUUCCUCAAAACUCUACAUCUCGUAUACGAAACAGAUCAGAUUCAAUAGCGUCAUCAGACCUUUCAUUAGAAAUUCAGAGACUGCACAAAAAGGUUUCAGAAAUUGAAGGUGAAAACCUACAAAGUCGACAACUCGUGACAACUCUUGAGGCUUCAAUAAAUGAUCAUGAAACCAAUUUGCGUGUAGCAAAACAACAACUUUUAGUAUUACAACGCGAAAAAACGGAAUAUCUUGAUCAAAUAAAGAGCCUACGCAAACAAUUGAGCGAAGCAAAUGAUCAAAUGGAAAAAGCAAAAUCCACUGUACAAGAAGAAAAGAAAGUCAUGGCGAAUGUAUUGGAAGAAGAACGAAGAGCAAAGGAACGAGCAGAAAAGGCACGUGUACAACUCGAAA
This is a messenger RNA of Racocetra fulgida, 1569 nucleotides long. The record is from the annotation of a GenBank genome assembly. Lineage: Eukaryota; Fungi; Glomeromycota; Glomeromycetes; Diversisporales; Gigasporaceae.